Molecule: messenger RNA, 1164 nt
Organism: Echinococcus granulosus
Lineage: Eukaryota; Metazoa; Platyhelminthes; Cestoda; Cyclophyllidea; Taeniidae
Exons: 2
Coding region: 1-1164 (387 amino acids)
Source: RefSeq, a predicted model, not a curated record
AUGGGGCGCCUGCAUUGGCGAGGCGCGCGUGGCAGCCCUACACGCUACCCUCUGUGUACAAAGGGAGGAUGGGGAAUAAGUCCGGACGAUUCUCCCAUCGCCGUAGGGACGCUCAUUAGCCUGACCGUUGCUGUCACAGCCAUGGAUGAUGGCGCAGACGAAGCAGCUUUCAAGUCUAACGACACGCUUACUCAAAGGAAGGUCUUUUAUGCAGACUCCUACAUGCUCACACACAUCUGCUUUGGGGUGAAUUUCAGCUUUCUGCUGAUCCAUCUCGUGACGCUCAUCUCCUUCAAGAAGGCACGACAUUUCUACGGUGUGGGUUACUUCCUCGGUCAAAUCUUCCUAAGUAUCUCCGCCCUCCUAACUCUGGUCUGCUGCAGUCUUGACAUAGGAAGUCGAAGCUUUGCAAUCAUCCUCCUGACCGCAAACUUCGGCUAUCUUGUCAACCUGUCCGCCCAGGCCCUCUCCGCCAUCAUUGGCUUCAUCUUCUCCUUCCAUUCAGACUCCUCCCAUCGUUCCAUUGGCUGCUUUCGCAAAACCUGGGUCAAUGCUAUCGCCUUGGUCUGCAUCUUUGCUGUGCCGCUUAGCAUGACUAUCCAACAGUCUUUUCCUGUGAUAAACGAGUCAACUCUUCUCGGUUCUGCCGACAGCGUUGGAGAUAGUGGGGCGACUAGCGCAGUGAGGUCACAACGAGUCGCUUGCAGUUUCGUAGCCAGCACCGACACCCUCUACUUCUUCCUCACACCAGCAGUCCUCCUACUUCUAGUCCAAUUCGUGGUCAUAUGCGUAGCACUGAGACGAUGGUCAACAUUGGAUAAUCUGAGCAAGGGAAUGAAACGACAACAGAGGCUCAUUGCCCUACUAAAAACGUGCUUGGGGCAGCUGCUAGUAUGGGGUACGGCUCUAGUGGCCCUGUUGACGGCAUCAAAUACCCUAUGGAAUGUCUUCAUGCUGUGCACCGCACUGCAGUCCAUCUUCUCCACCAUGGUCUGCAUCCUCUCGCGUUCAGUGGUUGGAGCGGCUCUAGCAUCGAAGUACCGAUCCGGAGGAGACAUCGCAGACUAUCCCAACAAUGUGCAACAUUCAAUUAAUGAUGAUCGCGAGAUGCUUGAUUUAUGUCGGUAUAAGUUGGGUGAUGAUAGCGAACGAUUCUACCGAUAG